Messenger RNA from Rhizophagus irregularis DAOM 181602=DAOM 197198, 2220 nucleotides. RefSeq lists its product as uncharacterized. Gene Ontology annotation, molecular function: metal ion binding; cobalamin binding; methylmalonyl-CoA mutase activity. The record is from RefSeq and is a predicted model, not a curated record. NCBI's taxonomy places the organism in Eukaryota, Fungi, Glomeromycota, Glomeromycetes, Glomerales, Glomeraceae. Gene Ontology annotation, cellular component: mitochondrion; cytoplasm.
AUGCAACGCAUUAUAACUUUUGGUAUGUUGAAAUGGACAAGCAAGCAUGUUCAGCGAAAGUCAUUUUCCUCAAUUAAACGAACAAAAGUACCUUUAAAUGAAGAAUGGAAUAAAUACGCGACGAAGGAAUUGAAAGGGAAGGAUCCCGUAAAAGAGUUGACUUGGCAUACUGCGGAGGGUUUAGACGUGAAACCGGUAUAUACCAAAGCUGAUACUGAAAAUAUUCCAGACGAGAUUCCUGGCAAGUUUCCUUUUACAAGAGGUCCCUACGCGUCAAUGUAUACCGCAAGACCUUGGACAAUUCGACAGUAUGCAGGAUUCAGUACUGUGGAAGAAUCGAACGCGUUUUAUCGUAAAAAUUUGGCUGCUGGUCAACAAGGUUUAUCAGUUGCUUUCGAUUUGGCUACACAUCGCGGUUACGAUUCUGAUCACCCUCGAGUGAUAGGAGAUGUCGGAAUGGCUGGCGUAGCAAUUGAUUCAGUGGAAGAUAUGAAGAUUCUUUUUAAUGGAAUCCCGCUUAACAAGAUGUCUGUUUCAAUGACAAUGAACGGAGCUGUGUUGCCAAUUCUUUCCAUGUACAUCGUCGCAGGAUUAGAACAAGGAGCUCAAUUAAAAGAAUUAUCUGGAACAAUCCAAAACGAUAUUCUAAAAGAGUUUAUGGUCCGUAAUACUUUCAUCUACCCACCUGAGCCUUCUAUGAAGAUUAUAGGGGACAUUUUUGCUUUCACUGCGAAGCAUAUGCCAAAAUAUAAUUCAAUUUCAAUAUCUGGUUAUCACAUGCAAGAAGCUGGUGCUGAUGCCGUGCUUGAAUUGGCUUUUACUGUUGCAGAUGGAUUAGAAUAUGUGAGAACAGGAAUCAAAUCUGGUAUGACAGUAGAUGAUUUUGCACCGCGGCUGUCGUUCUUUUGGGGAAUCGGAAUGAAUUUUUACAUGGAAAUCGCGAAAAUGCGGGCAGCUCGCCGUUUAUGGGCUUGUAUGAUCCAAGAAAAUUUUCAUCCAAAAAGUCAAAAAUCAAUGAUGUUACGUACACAUUGUCAAACUUCUGGUUGGUCACUUACAGAACAGGAUCCUUAUAACAAUAUUGUAAGGACAACAAUUGAAGCGAUGGCUGCUGUUCUAGGAGGAACUCAGUCCUUACAUACCAACUCAUUCGAUGAGGCAAUCGGGUUACCUACAGAAUUUUCUGCUCGUAUUGCUCGAAAUACACAAUUGAUUCUCCAAGAAGAAGCUUUUAUUCCGAAAGUUGCUGACCCAUGGGGUGGAAGUUAUAUGAUGGAAAGCCUAACGGACGGGAUUUAUGAGGCCGCUAGAGAGAUUGUCGAAGAAAUUGAAAAUAUGGGAGGUAUGGCGUACGCCGUUGCGAGUGGUAUGCCCAAAUUAAGAAUUGAAGAGAGCGCCGCCCGGAGACAAGCUAGAAUCGAUUCUGGUCAAGAAACUAUUGUUGGGGUAAAUAAAUACCGUCUUGAGAAAGAAUCAGAAAUUGAUGUCUUUACUAUUGAUAACACGAAAGUACGACAAGAACAAAUUGAUCGGAUAAAUAAAGCAAAAGCCAAUAGAGACGAUAAACGGGUACAAGAUGCAUUAAACGCGUUAGAAGAAUGUGCAACAUCUGGACAAGGCAAUUUACUUGAAUUAUCCAUAGAGGCUUCCAAGGCUCGUUGUACCGUUGGUGAGAUCUCAAACGCUUUGGAAAAAGUAUGGGGACGACAUGAGCCGUCAAGUCGUGUAGCUAGUGGUGCGUACAAAUCGGCUUACGGAUCUGAAGUAGAAGUCGAUGAGACAAUAAAACUUGUUGAAGCGACAAGAUCAAAAUUAGGUGUAAAUCCUAGAAUAUUGGUUGCUAAAUGUGGUCAAGAUGGACAUGAUCGAGGUGCUAAAGUAAUUGCCUCCGCCUUCAGCGAUUUUGGUUUUGACGUCGACUUGUCUCCUUUAUUCAGUACACCAGAAGAAGUUGCACGUCAAGCAAUCGACAAUGACGUACAUGUAAUUGGUGUAUCUUCGCAGGCUGCUGGUCACAAAACACUAGUUCCGGCGCUUAUCAAUGAGCUCAAAAGGCUUGGUGCAAGUGACAAAAUUGUAGUUGUAGGAGGUGUAAUACCACAUAAAGACUAUCAAUUUUUGAAAGAUGCUGGCGUGAGCGCAAUAUUUGGUCCUGGAACAAAAAUUCCCGGGGCAGCCAAGGAAGUUGUGUUAAAAAUACAAGAAACAAUUAAAGAUUAA